GAGCGUUGCUGUCACUGCUACCUGCAGACGACAAUUUCCCGAUCUUGCAGUUCUGUUUAUCGAUCUCACUAAAGAACAUACCUGGACCUAAAUUUGGAUAUUUAUGACAUUAACAAUUAUGUGAAGACAUAAACAUCAUCAAUUAAUCAUUUACGAAAAUGUUUUCAUAAUUAUUUGUUCUUAUUAUUUUGUACUCGCGUGCUUAUUUUAAAGAUAGCAUUGAUAAAAGAUUUAUCAAGUAAUAAAUGAAGUGUAUAAACUGAAAAAAAAUUGGAUACUUAGAUAUCGUAUUAAUUGAAGAUAUAAUAUUUUUAAAUAUUCUUUCAAAGCUUGGAAUUAUUUUUCAUUUUAUUAAUGUACAUUGUUCAAUUAUGACGUCAUAUACAUUAUUUAUAUUGUUACUUUUCGCUCGUGUUCGUAUCUGUGAAAAUUUUAAAAUAGGUCUUCUGCUGACAACACGCGCCCCUUCUCCAGGAUUUCCAACAAUUUUUACUUCCGGCGGUGCUUUUCAGCUUGCGCUGGAAGAAAUAAACAAUCGUUAUAAAACUUCUGUUGAUUAUAUUUGGAAUAAUACGGACUGUGACGUCACCAGGGCCCUUCUUACAGGGUAUGAGCAAGGGACACAGGGCAAUGUUGAUGUGAUUGUGGGUCCGGCGUGUGAAAAAUCAAUGGAUUUAGUCACGAGGCUAAUGUCAGUAUUGAAAAGCGGCCCUGUGCCUACAUUUACCUGGUUACCAAGGAAACAGAGUUCAUCGUUUCCAAAUGACACGGCCAUCAGCACGUAUCCAUCGUACGAAACGAUAGCCAACUCUUUCGUUGUUCUUUUGAAACACUUUUCAUGGAAGAAAAUAGGAAUUAUUGCAGCAAAGGACGAGAUUUGUGGCUCCCUCAUUGAAACAGUGAAUGAUCUGUUCCCAAACAAAGAUCUCAGCAUUAUAAGAUUAAAAUUUAUGACGAUUUUUACACAACAAAGUAUAGUUAGCGGUAUAACAGAGGUCAAGGACCAUGCUAGAGUCAUUCUGCUUUGUAUGAAGCCAGAGUACGUGCGACAGUUUCUCGUUGAAGCGGACGCACUGGGAUUUACCUCAAAAGAGUUCGUGUUCAUAUAUUGUAGAUUCGGGCCGUCCCCAGAGACCGGACUUCUUCAGCCAGGUACUGACAACAAAAUCUUCAAAUCUCUUCUACAAAUUGGAUUUAUGUCGAAUAACCUGGCACAGGUCAGCAACUUCACAAGUACGGCAGCACAAAAGUGGUUCGACAACUGCACAAGUAUGGCAACACAAAUGGGUUUCAACAAAUUGCCAAUGUACUGUAAUGAGACUGACGAGUUUUCAAUGUCCCUGUAUGACACACUACUAUUUUCUGCUGACAUGUACUUUAACAACCCUCAAAAUGGAACAUUUAACUAUUCAAACAUGGCGAGAACAAUUCAGACAUUUUCCGGGACAAAGGCGUUUGAUUCAUCAGGAAAGAUAAUUAGAAAAGCAACCCUGGUGUAUUUUCAAAAUGGCGAUUUUGAAACCGUUGCAACAGUAACAGAUAUAUUUCUAUUAAAUAAACCCAUUAAAUGGCCAGGAGGAACGCUGCCGGCGGACUCUCCAGAUUGUGGUUGGACGGGAGAUCAGUGCUCAACUGACGAUUCUGUCAGUAACAAGAACUCUGUGAUAAUUGGAAGCUGCGUGUCACUGGCCGUUAUUUUGAUAAUUGGAGGGGCUUUGUACGCAUGUUACAGGAAAUCUAAAUUUGAGAAGGACUUAUUGAAUAUGAUCUGGAAAGUGAACAAUAAUGAAAUCAAGCUGAGACGACCUCGUGCCCCAACACAAAAUUCUCUACAAGAUAAAAAUAACUCUACACACCAUAAAAAGACGCUAACACGAAUGGACACCCGAGGGACAUUAGGUCUUGGUUCGACCAGCAGUAUAGACAAAACAAUUUUAUUUGCACCGGUUGGAAAUUAUAAAGGCUCAAUAGUUGCUGUGAAAAAUAUCCAACGUCGUUCUAUACAACUUAACAGAGAAAUGUUGAGAGAUCUGAAAUCUUUGCGGGAGCUGCAACAUGAAAACUUGAACCCGUUUAUUGGCGUGAGCUUAGAGCCGGGUAACAGUUAUAUUCUUAUGAAGUAUUGUUCAAAAGGAAGUUUACAGGAUGUUUUAGAAAAUGAUGACAUCAAACUGGACAACAUGUUUAAGAUGUCAUUUCUGAUGGAUUUGGGAAGGGGUCUAGAUUUUCUACACAAAAGUCCAGUAAGAUCACAUGGCAAUCUCAAGUCCAGUAACUGUGUAAUAGACAGUAGAUGGGUCUUAAAACUCACUGACUACGGUGCCCUGUGUAUACCACCAGACACGGAACCAACUUGCAACGAAGAAGAUAACGAAUAUUAUUCAACUUAUAAUUCCAAUAUUGAUAAACCGUCACGUGAAGAGUCGUCCCUUGAGUAUAGUGACAGGGAAAAAACACGUGAUGAUGAAAUAGAUAAUUCGCAUUAA
Ruditapes philippinarum (Manila clam) is the source of this 2486-nucleotide messenger RNA. RefSeq names its product atrial natriuretic peptide receptor 2-like. Gene Ontology annotation, biological process: protein phosphorylation; receptor guanylyl cyclase signaling pathway; cGMP biosynthetic process. NCBI's taxonomy places the organism in Eukaryota, Metazoa, Mollusca, Bivalvia, Venerida, Veneridae. The coding region runs from base 372 to 2486 and encodes 704 amino acids. Gene Ontology annotation, molecular function: peptide receptor activity; ATP binding; guanylate cyclase activity. The transcript has 15 exons. The record is from RefSeq and is a predicted model, not a curated record.